This is a messenger RNA of Phycomyces blakesleeanus NRRL 1555(-), 813 nucleotides long. RefSeq lists its product as hypothetical. The transcript is spliced from 4 exons. The coding region runs from base 1 to 813 and encodes 270 amino acids. Lineage: Eukaryota; Fungi; Mucoromycota; Mucoromycetes; Mucorales; Phycomycetaceae. The record is from RefSeq and is a predicted model, not a curated record.
AUGAACUCUGAACACGACCUUCUUUCCUCAACCUACACUUACAAGCCCAGUCUUCGCCCAGAAGCAGCUGACACACUUCCAGAAAAACAAUACUUUGAUGUCUAUUCGAAUCAUUCUAAACGGUGGACAGAUUAUGCUUGCUGCAUAUGCUUUCCCUGCCUUCCUCUCUGGGCGCGUUCGAUCAGUUGUUUUGCUCUCUUGUUAAUCAUUGGAUUCGUUAUCACCGCCGGUGCCUUGAUGAGCACCUUCAAAAUCCCUAGAAUCGACUACAACGGCUCGACCACCCAUCCUGACAAUCUGCCGGCAUUUCAGAGGAAUGGGUCCUCGAAUACGUUUACUUUCAAUAUGGGUCUUAAGAUUGGUGUCAUGAAUCCCAAUGUUGAGAACUUGGCACUAGACAGUGUCAAAGCAGUGGCAUAUUAUAUAAAUCAACCUGACCAGACAGUGGGUGGCGGCGAAAUGUACAACCUGCAUCUAAAGGCACACUCUAUUACAAAUGUUACAUUUCCAUUUCAAGUGGUGUACGAUCCAAGCAAGGACAAGGAUCACGAAAUGUUACGCGAUAUUGUGGAUCUGUGUAUUUCUCCCAAACAGAACAAUAGCGUACCCACGCUCACAUUUCACUAUGACCUCAUGCCUGUAGUGAAGAUUAUUAGCCUUACCUACCAACCAAUCUAUCACCAAGUGGUUGAGGUUACCUGUCCAGUCCAGGGAGAGCAACUCUUGCUGCUCAUAAAGGAUAUGAUCGUGUCUUAUUUACCGGGCGUCUUACUAAAAUCCCAUCUAGCAGCUUUAUUACAUGCCUUAUUCUAA